Messenger RNA from Aspergillus chevalieri, 267 nucleotides. RefSeq lists its product as uncharacterized. The coding region runs from base 1 to 267 and encodes 88 amino acids. Lineage: Eukaryota; Fungi; Ascomycota; Eurotiomycetes; Eurotiales; Aspergillaceae. The record is from RefSeq and is a predicted model, not a curated record. The transcript is spliced from 3 exons.
AUGAAAGGACAGAGUAUCGUCACUGAUCCCAAGAAAAUCCUCGAUGCAACCAAGAAGAAAUCGAACCAGGAUAGUCAGUGUGAAUUGUUUCAUGAACACCUUACAGAGGCCCUGAGAGAAAUUUGGACAGAUUUUGAUGAUUGGCACACUGUUGAUUGGCCUCAACACGGAAUUCGCUUCAUUGGACGGAUAUCAGCAUCCGUCUUUGUCGGCCUUCGACUAGCUUAUGAUGCUGAAUGGCAGGGGCUGAUUCUCACGUCUACUUGA